Messenger RNA from Anoplophora glabripennis (Asian longhorned beetle), 805 nucleotides. RefSeq names its product basement membrane-specific heparan sulfate proteoglycan core protein-like. The record is from RefSeq and is a predicted model, not a curated record. The transcript has 3 exons. The annotation marks the transcript as partial. Lineage: Eukaryota; Metazoa; Arthropoda; Insecta; Coleoptera; Cerambycidae. Gene Ontology annotation, cellular component: basement membrane.
AUGUUCUUGUUACUGGUUGUGAAAAAAUUGAUUCCGUUACUGUAUUAUCCAUCAUCUUUUAUUAUUGUCUCUUAUAGAUUGGGCCGGUCAAGAAUCACUGACAAAUUCAAUGUAAAUGGGUUCUUCACUGAAAUUAGUUACAAUUUCUUACCUAGUCAAAGAGAGAGGUGGUUCUGGUCCCUGCCUAGCAUAUUUACUGGCAACAAAAUUAAAUCCUACGGAGGCAAACUGGAGUUUAUCCAAAGAUAUACCCAACGUCCAGAAGCUGUAUAUGUUCCACAUCAGGAUGUAAUCAUCAUUGGUAACGGAAUUACUAUCUAUUGGAGCAACCCUGUAGAAUUAAGGGAUGAUAUUGCCAAUCCUGUGUCCAUCCCACUCCAUCCAAGUACCAACUGGUUCCGUGUAGAGCAGGCAGGUGGAUUAAAACCAGCCUCCCGAGAAGACAUUCUUAUGGUUCUUGCUAAUAUCGACUCCAUCUUAAUUAGAGCCACACAAUCAAGCGAUACCAGUACAGCGUAUCUCAGUGAUGUAACUUUAGAAACUGCUGUCGAGCAGUAUACUGGAAGACCUAGAGCUACUACUGUUGAAUUCUGUCAGUGUCCGGUUGGAUAUCGUGGAUCAUCCUGUGAAUCCUGUUCUCCAGGGUACUAUAAAGACUUCUAUUACGGUUUGUCUAGGCCAUUAGGUUCCUGUCUAUUAUGUCCAUGUAAUAACAGAUCAUCAAGUUGUGAAGUGGGAUCAGACAAUAAAGUUAUUUGCAAUUGUUUAGAUGGUUAUUAUGGAGAAAGGUGUGAAACUAAAGAAC